Messenger RNA from Brassica napus (rape), 2136 nucleotides. RefSeq lists its product as uncharacterized. Bases 1 to 2136 code for a protein of 711 amino acids. The record is from RefSeq and is a predicted model, not a curated record. Lineage: Eukaryota; Viridiplantae; Streptophyta; Magnoliopsida; Brassicales; Brassicaceae. The transcript is spliced from 2 exons. Gene Ontology annotation, molecular function: zinc ion binding.
AUGCACAUCUAUGCCUAUUCUGGUUUUUGGAGAUCGUCCAAAACAAAAGGGUGGAAGUUUCUUGUUGAUGAAGAAACAGGAGGUAGAUUACUUACUUUGGACACAAGCAAAACCUUUGACAACCUAAGAGUUAUGGUUUGUGAGGACUUUGGAACCGAUCUAAACUUUGUCAAUAUCGAGCUGAGUUACUUACCUUCCGAUUUGGUGAUUGGCCUCGACUCACCACCUGUUUUCAUCACAAAUGAUCGACAACCGCAAAAUUUUCUUACAUAUGUGAAGACCAAAGCUUCAACAAGGUUAUGUGUGUGUAUUCGAUCUAAGGUCGGAUUUAACUUGAAUGAAGAGCCUGCUGAGUUGCCUAACAGAGAGGAAGUGGGUAUGUCGGGUGAAGUUUUAGAUGAUAUUGAUGGUGAAGCCGAGCUUGAAGAAGAAGAUGCAAAGAUAGAUGAAAGUGAUGAUGAAAACAAGUGUGAGAAAGAUAUGAUCAACGGAAAGUAUGUCCGUUUUUCUCUGGUUGAUGUUUUGAAGAAGGGUCAACAUUUUACUAGCAAAGCAGCUCUGCAGGCAACAAUGGAAAUAUGCGCAAUGAAAUAUAAUUUCGACUACAAGGUUGGCAAAACAGAUAGAAGAGUUUCGUACGUUCGUUGCGCGGAUGAUGAUUGCCGCUGGCGUGUUUGCGCAGAGGGAUUAACAGAUUCUUCAUAUUUUAUCAUCAAAAAGUAUGUACCUGAUCAUUCAUGUUCUCCAUCAUCAAGGAACCACUCUGUUCGGACCGCUUCAUCAAAAAUAGUUGGUACUCUCAUUAAGCAUAAGUACGAAACUGUCAAGGAAGGGCCGAAACCUAAUGAUAUCAUCCAGUUUAUGCGUAAUGAUCAUGGAGUUGAGAUAUCCUACUCUUUAGUUUGGAAGGCACGUGAGUAUGCAGUAAAUGUUGUCAGAGGCAUUCCGGAGAAGGGUUAUGAAAAAUCUAUUCGCGGUUUUUAUGCUGCCAUUCGGAAAGUUAUUGUUGUGGAUGGGACUUUCUUGAAGAGCAAAUACAAAGGAGUGUUACUGGUUGCUACUGCUUUGGAUGGAAACUCGAACCUAUAUCCUAUUGCAUUUAGAGUUGUCGACUCAGAGAAUGACCGCUCGUGGGAAUGGUUUAUGAGACAACUUAAUGUUGUCAUUGCUGAUGAUCAGGGUUUAGCUUUUGUGUCUGACCGGAAUACUUCACUUGCUAAAGCUAUUGCAAAAGUGUAUCCGCAUGCUCAUCACGGAAUUUGCAUUCACCACUUGCUGAACAAUGUUGUUACAUAUUUCAAGGGUAAAGGAGUCGCUGGUUUGGUUGCAAAGGCUUCUAAAGCUUACCGAGUUGCUGAUUUUAAGAAGCAAUUCACUGCUAUUUUCUCAAUUAGUCCUGCAAUUGGAACCUAUCUAAUACAAGCUGAUGUGAGAAAGUGGGCUCGUUGUCAAUUUCCGGGUUACAGGUACGAUGUUAGGACCAAUAACCCUGCCGAAUCAAUAAAUUCUGCUUUGCGUUCGCCAAGAGAGUUUCCAAUUAUACCUUUGUUGGACAGCAUAAGGGAAAUGAUGACUCGAUGGUUUUUCAAACGUAGAAAUUUAAGUUCUAAGCAUAAACAUCCACUGACCGUUUCUGUAGAGAAGAAGAUUGAGCGAAGGAUUGAGAAGGGUAAGAAGUUUCAGGUUUUCCCAGUUAGCGAUGACAGGUUUUUGGUUCGAGGUGACACUUUUGAAUGUAUGGUCGACUUGGUCAGACGCACAUGUUCAUGUGGGAAAUUCGAUCUGAUGAAAAUCCCAUGCAGACACGCCAUAAAAGCAGCUUUCCGCGUAGGCAAACAAGCACACACUCUCACUGACGACAUGUACACCACUGCUUCAUGGAGAUCGAUUUAUGAGGAAAGCAUAAAUCCUAUUGGUGUCCCGGAAGAUGCAUGGAUUGUCCCAUCUCACGUUCAGCAAGCGAAAGUCCUUCCUCCAGAAACUAGAAGAGCUGCAGGUCGGAGAAAGAAUCGUAGGUACGAGACAGUUGAAGACAAGAUCCGCUCGUCACAAGGAACUCAAACCUCUAAACGUCGUAAAUGCAGUCGAUGUGGUAUUGAAGGUCACAACCGCUCGACCUGUGAUAGAGCAAUAUAG